AUGAAUUAAAGUAUUUUUUUAUUUAAAAAAGAAAAAUAUAGAGAAGCUCUAAGAAAAUAAAGAAAUGAGAAUGAAUUUAGAAUAAGUCGUUUCUUACCAAAUUUUUGCUAAAAAGGAAAAAUUUCAUCAAUUUUAUUGAGUUUUCACACUUCAAUAGAGUAAUCAAGUAAAAUGAUAUUGAACAAUGAUGAACUAAUGAUGAAAGUUUAUAAGAAUUAAUAAAAUAAACAUGCUUUAUUACUUUUGUCGAAUAUUUCAGCUUCAGAAUCAUCAAAUAGUGUCGAUAGAUUGAUAAAAGAAUAAUACUUGCAUUUGACAUUUCUUGAAAUUAUCUAAUCAAAAUAGAGUAAUAUCUAUUAACUACAAUAUGCUUGUGAAGGUUUAACUAAUCUUCUGAAUUCGAAAAUUAAUAUAUAAUCAGAAUUAAUAGAUUUGCUUAAUUAGGACCUAAUUACUUCUAUUAUUAAAUUAAGAGAAUAAAUAGAUGAAAAUUAAUUGAUAGAUAAAGAUAGUAUGCUUUAUUUAUGCCUUAGUAUUUUGAUUAAAAUUCAAACUUAUCAACUAUAAAAUUAUGUAUCAAAGCCAUAACUCAUAGACUUAUUUAUUAUGAAUAUUAAUUGGUUCGAAAAAAAUAUUUAAGUAUCUUGUGAAAAUAUUAUAUUGAUAUGUUCAGAUAUAGAAGGGUUAGUUGAUUUGAUAGAUGAUCAAAAAUUAAAUUCAAUAGUCGAUUGUGCAAUUUAUUCAUUAUAAAAUAGAUAAUAUGAUAUUACAUAUUGGAUUUUAACAGCAUUAAAUACACUAGUUGCCUUUUCAUACUGUGAUUAAAAGAUUUUAGGAAUAGUGAAAAAUUCAAAAAUUACCUCAUUGCUAAAAAAGAUUUUUGAAAGAAUUUAAGAAUAAUAAAUAUUUUUGCUUGAAGUUGGUUUAGAAGUAUUAAAUUCAAUAAUAAUCUAGUUUAUUUAUAAAACCCUGCAAUUCUCAGGUGUGGAGAUUAGAUUUUGUUUCUUACAAUUCUUGAAAGAGAUAUAAGACUUAAUUGAAUCUAAAGUUCAAAAUUCAUUGCUAGUUUUGUGUAGUUUUAUACUUGUUAUUCUAUGUGAGUAAUUGGAUUAGGAAGAAUCAGGUCAUAUUAUAUCAUUACAAUUUGAAAUUCUGUUACAUUUAAAUGAGUAGCAUUUAACUGAUGAAAUCAUAGAGACUUUAACAAAUAUUUGGAAUUUACUUGAUUAAAAUAUUUAUAAAUUAAGUAGGAAACAAAAGGUCUUAUUAGAAAUUUUAGCAGAGUCUAAAAAUGAAACGAUUUCGCAAUUAGCAAUUAAUAUGACGGGCAUUUAGAAUUCAAUAUCAUGA
Paramecium octaurelia is the source of this 1350-nucleotide messenger RNA. The record is from the annotation of a GenBank genome assembly. Lineage: Eukaryota; Ciliophora; Oligohymenophorea; Peniculida; Parameciidae.